Trichomycterus rosablanca is the source of this 1417-nucleotide messenger RNA. RefSeq names its product TAFA chemokine like family member 3a (gene tafa3a). Gene Ontology annotation, molecular function: receptor ligand activity. The record is from RefSeq and is a predicted model, not a curated record. NCBI's taxonomy places the organism in Eukaryota, Metazoa, Chordata, Actinopteri, Siluriformes, Trichomycteridae. Bases 377 to 775 code for a protein of 132 amino acids. The transcript has 5 exons.
GCUCAUACCGAGAGAUGGAAAUAAAUGAUUGAAGGAUUUUUGGAGGAUUGUAGCUCUUGUGUAACUGGGACUGAGGAGCUGUGCGUAAUUAACCAGUGGAAGUUUGGCGAGGCAGCGCGCAGUCUGAGCAACUUUCAGUGGAGCGUGGAGGCUUAAAUUAAAACCUGUUUUUUAAUAUUCUGGUGAAGCAAACACACGCAGAACGAAAAGUAAAUUAGACACAAAUUCGGGUGUUUAUCUGCAGGUGAUGCUUUAUCUCGGGAACGUUAUUGCGCAAAGGGAACGAUCCGCCUUUGACGCCGGGGGUGUUAUUUCUGUCAAUGGAGCGCAAAUGAGACGGUUAUCUCUACUGUUUGAUUGACAGCUCGACGACAGGAUGCGGGAGAGGGAUUUGCGAUGCGUGGGCAAGAGAUUGCUACUCCUUGGCGUCUGCUUGCUGUCUCUAUGGGGGCAGCUGAGCUUGGCCUCCUCACACCGCAGUCACAUCGUGCAUGUCAAGGCGGGAACCUGUGAGGUCAUAGCAGCACACCGUUGCUGUAACAAGAAUAAAAUCGAAGAGCGUUCUCAAACUGUCAAGUGCUCCUGCUUCCCAGGCCAGGUUGCUGGCACUACACGAGCUGCCCCCUCCUGCGUGGAUGCAUCUAUAGUAGCACAGAAGUGGUGGUGCCAGAUGCAGCCCUGUAUGGAAGGAGAGGAAUGUAAGGUGCUGCCGGAUCUCAAAGGCUGGAGCUGCAGCACUGGGAACAAAGUCAAGACAACCAGGGUCACACGGUAGUCUGAGCUAAGAGCGUUUGGGACUCAUCAUCGUUUUCUAAGAUGAUAUAAAAAUGUAGAAGCUAAGACGGAAAGCCUGGGUGAGGACAUUGGAAAUGAAGUCUUUGGACUACAGUGGAAUAUCGAUACCCUUAUAGAUGGAAACUAUAAAUGAAAACUGAACUUUGCCUGCUGUGGGCAGCCAUCCAAACUUCCUGUUUUAUAACUAUUGAACUAGAACAUCCAUCAUGUAUAAUAUGUAUUCAACAUGAUAUCGACAUAUUGAAAACGGAGCAAGAGUUUAUGGAUUAAUACAGAUGUGCAAUGACAAACUGCAGAACUACCAAUGACAUUCUCAUUUUUAGAGACCACAGUGGAUUUUCACGACCCCUUUAAAACAGUGUAUGUGUUCCCGAGCCAGUUGUGUUCCCUUCUUUAUCCUUUAAUGCCAAUGUUCUUUUCUUCUCGUCAAGGAAGAGUUUAGAUUUUUGUGAGGUGUUCAUUUUUAAGGAUGAUACCAGAGCACUUGUGUUUUGAAAUGAACUUGUGCCAUUACAGAAAAAGCAUAAUGAGUAUUCAGAAAAGAACUGAGAUUCAUAAUGGCUGGAGUUUAGUAAAAUGAAUAUAGCUUUGCAAAAACUAAUUUGCUGUUUGUUUAAAAAUG